GAUAUAGUCACGGAUCGAAAGCGGGCCCCCAUCUCAGAAGCUGACUGUGAGCAGACGCGUCAGCGCACCGUGGAGAGGCCAAGUUAUUUUUCUGUUGCUGUGAUAGAAAACACUGACAAUAGAGAAAGGAUUCGUCUGUCUCACAGUCCAUUACAUGGGACCAGCUUUCGAUGGACUCCGAGAACUUCCAAGUGGACACCGAGAACCUGUGGGCCUGGCUUGUGAGGCUCAUGGGUCAGAAUUUAGAGUGGCUGAGCGCCAAGGUUAGGUUCUUCAUCCCUACCGUGGACCCGGACUACAGCAACGAGACCCCCGAUCCUGAGGUCAUUCGCCAUCAGCUCUACAGGCUGUACACCCAAGGCCUGGCCACCUGGCAGUCUUUCAUCCACUGUCUGUGCAUACAGUGUGAUGUGCCUCUAGAGCUGGAGGUUCCACUGCUGAGCAUCUGGGGCCAAAGAGAUGAAUUCUCUAGGCAGCCAGGAGCUGGUGAGGAGAGCUGUCCUGGACCUCUGCUGCACCAUGGUGUCAAGCGUCCUACUGAGAGCUAUGGGUCCUCACCCCGCCGGAAACACAGCAGGAAACAGCAGAUAGAGUUGGCCAAGAAGUAUCUGAAGCUCCUGAAGACCUCUGCCCAACAAUACCACAGUGGUGAAUGCUGGGUAGCAGGCCAUACUCUUGCCUGCCCACGGGCCUACAUCCCUCCAAUUCUGCAGUGGAGCCGGGAUACAGCACCCUUGGAUGCUCAGGAGGGAGUCAAGAUAGGACACCCCGAGGCAGCAGAUGACAGUGAAGCGUGCAUCCAGGAUCUCUUCAGGACCCACAAGGGACCUCGGGUGACAGUGCUUCUGGGGAAGGCUGGCAUGGGUAAGACCACUCUGGCACAUCGGCUCUGCUGGAGGUGGGCUGGUGGUCAGCUGGACCGCUUCCAGGCUCUGUUCCUGUUCGAGUUCCGCCGGCUCAACAUGAUCACACAUAAGCUGACACUGCCCCAGCUCCUCUUUGAUCUGUACCUGACGCCAGAGUCAGAUCCUGAUGCUGUUUUCCAGUACUUGAAGGAGAACGCCCAUCAAGUCCUACUGAUCUUUGAUGGGUUGGAUGAGGCACUCUCUGCUGGUUCCAUGGGUGCUGACAACGCAGGCUCCGCCCUCAACCUCUUCUCUAACCUCUGCCACGGGACCCUCCUGCCAGGCUGCUGGGUGAUGACCACCUCGCGUCCUGGGAAACUGCCUUCCUGUGUGCCCACAGAGGCAGCCAUGGUGUACAUGUGGGGCUUUGACGGGCUACGGGUAGAGAAGUACGUUAGCUACUUCUUCAGUGAUGUGCUGUCACGGGAAUUGGCCUUGGCAGAGAUGAGAACCAAUGGGCGUCUCCGAGGUAUGUGUGCGGUACCUGCACUGUGUGAGAUUGCCUGCACCUGCCUCCACCACCAUCUGCUUCCUGGAAGCUCUUCGGGCCAGUCUACAGCCCUCCUGCCCACUGUAACCCAGUUGUACCUGCAGAUGGCAGUAACUUUUAACCCCAGUGAGACUCUGCUUGCCACAUCCAUGUUGGGCCUUGGAAACGUGGCUCUAAGGGGACUGGACACUGGGAAGGUCAUCUUCUCUGUGGAAGACAUCUCUCCCCCGCUAAUGGCUUUUGGAGCUGUCCACAGCCUCCUGACCUCCUUCAGUAUCCAUACCUAUUCUGAGCACCAAGAAACAGGCUAUGCUUUUGUACACUUCAGCCUGCAGGAAUUCUUUGCUGCUCUGUAUCUGAUGGCCAGCGACACGGUGGACAAAGAUAAACUCGCUGAAUAUGUCACUCUCAAUUCCCAGUGGGUGCAGAGGACCAAACCUAAGCUGGGCCUCUCGGACCAUCUCCCUACCUUCCUGGCAGGCCUGGCAUCCCACACCUGCCGCACAUUCCUUUGCCACCUGGCUCAACAGAAUGAAGCCUGGGUGAGCUCCAGGCAGGAUGCUGUUGUCCAGGUACUGAGGAAGCUGGCUAGCCGAAAGCUUACAGGGCCAAAGAUGAUAAAAUUGUGUCACUGUGCGGCCGAGACCCAGGAACUGGAGCUGGCAAAGUUCAUUGCCCAAAGCCUUCCCUUGCAACUCUCCUUCCACAAUUUCCCACUGACCUGGGCAGACCUGGCUGCAGUGGCCUACAUUUUGGAGCACAGGGCUGUCCCCGUUCACUUGGAUUUUGAUGGCUGCCUACUGGAGCCCCACUGCCCAGAGGCUCUGGUAGGAUGCAGGCAGGUGGAGAAUCUCAGCUUUAAAAGCAGGAAGUGUGGGGAUGACUUUGCUGAAGUCCUGUGCAAGAGCUUGCCUACCAUGGGGAGCCUGAAGAUGCUGGGGUUAACUGGAAGUCAGAUUACAGCCCGAGGCAUCAGCCACCUGGUACAGGCUUUGCCCCUCUGUUCCCAGCUGGAGGAGGUCAGUUUGUAUGACAACCAGCUCAAGGACCCAGAGGUGCUGAGUCUUGUGGAACUGCUCCCUCGCCUGCCCAAGCUCCAGAAGCUUGACCUGAGCAAAAACAGCUUCUCCGUGUCAACCCUAUUGUCCCUGGUGAAGGUGGCCAUUACAUGUCCUACUGUCAGAAAGCUGCAGGUCAGGGAGUUGGACCUCAUCUUCUUCCUGUCCCCGGUCACAGAGACAACUACAUGGCAAUCAGGAGCAUCAGACAAACAGGACAAAGAUAGCCCGAGGAAAGGACAGAACCGAAGCCUGGAACUCAGGCUUCAGGAAUGUCAGCUCAGGAUCCAUGAUGCAGAAGCCCUCAUGCAGCUAUUCCAAAAAGGCCCCCGGCUGGAGGAAGUGGAUCUUUCAGGGAACCAUCUGGAGGAUGAAGGCUGUCGACUUGUGGCAGAGGCUGUUUCGCAGCUGCACAUUGCCCGGAAACUGGACCUCAGUGACAAUGGUCUCUCUAAGACUGGGGUGUCCUGUGUGUUGAGAGCCGGGAGCACAAGUGGGACCCUGGAAGAGCUGCACAUCAGCCUGCUGAGCAACACUGUAGUACUCACAUUUGCCCAGGAGCCAAGGGAGCAGAAGGGGCACUGCAAGAGGGGAGCACCACUUACCAGCUUUGUGUCUCCGGCGGCCUCUGAGUUAUCCCAGAGCUCUCGAAGGAUCAGGCUGACACACUGUGGCUUUCUGGCCAAAGACAUAGAGAGGCUCUGUGUGGCGCUGAGAGACAGCUGCCAGGCCCACCACCUGGACCAUCUUGACCUAUCAGACAAUUCACUGGGGGACAAAGGAGUGGCCCUACUAGCCCAACAGCUCUCAGGACUGGGUCCCCUGAAGACCCUGAACCUUAGCAGGAAUGGCUUGUCCCUGGAUGCUGUGAUUGGCUUGAUCCGCUGGAUGUCUUCCCUACAGUGGCUAUUCCACUUAGAUGUCAGGCUUGAGAGUGACUACAUUCUCUUUCAAGGAGCUAGGACUAGCAGGGAUGCACUAGCAGGUGGCCAAGGACCAGAGUUCCCAGCUGGAGCCCAGUUACCAGAGUUCAACCAGCGCCACACUUCCAGGACCUUCUGCCUUCAGGAGUGUCAGCUGGAGCCUCUGAACCUUGCCUGCCUCUGUGCCACACUGGAGAAAUGCCCAGGGCCUCUGGAGGUCGAAUUGUCCUGCAAGACCCUGAGUGAUGAGAGCCUGGAGACUCUGCUGCAGCACCUGCCCCAGCUGCCCCAGCUCAGCCUGCUGCAGCUGAGCCACACAGUCUUAUCUUCUAGAAGCCCCCUCCUGCUGGCCGACAUCUUCAACCUGUGCCCACGGGUACGGAAGGUCAGCCUCAGGUCCCUAUGCCAUACUGUCCUGCAGUUUAGCUCCAAUGAGGAACAAGAGGGUAUGUGCUAUGGGUUCCCAGGGUGCAACCUCCGCCGAGAGCACGUGGAGCCUCUGUGUUGUGCACUGAGCAGAUGCAAGGUCCUCAGCCAGCUUGACCUCACAGACAACCUGCUGGGUGACAGCGGGCUCAGGUGCCUUCUGGAAUGCUUGCCACAGAUGCGCAUCUCUGGGUGGCUUGACCUAGGUCACAACAGUAUCUCUCAGGAAGGAGUGCUGUACAUGCUGGAGACUCUGCAGUCCGUCCCUCAAGUCCGUGAGGUCUCUGUGAGUCUGGACUCUGAGCAAAACUUCCGGUUGUGCUUCUCUGAAGAAGAAGGAGCCGGAACAAUGCUGAGGCUACGUGAAUGCAGCUUCAGCCCAGAACACGUGUCCAGACUGGCCUCCAGCCUGACCCAGGCCCCACAGCUGACAGAGCUCUCGCUGACCAGGUGCCGCCUCGACCUGCCACAGCUGACCAAGCUGCUGAACCUGGUGAAUAGGCCAGCAGGAUUGCUGGGCCUCAGGUUAGAAGAGCCCUGGCUGGGCCAUGUCAGCUUACCAACUCUAAUGGAAGUCUGUGCCCAGGCCUCAGGACGUCUCACUGAGUUAGGCAUCUCUGAGACCCAGAAGCAGCUGUGGCUCCAGCUGGAGUUUCCUCACCAAGAAGACAAUUCCGAGGCCAUGGCCCUCAGGCUGGCUCACUGUGACCUGGGGACCGGACACAGCCUUCUUAUGAGACAGUUGGCGGAGACAUGCGCCAGACUGCAGAAGCUCAGCUUGUCUCAGGUGAAUUUCGGUGACAAAGACAACACCAGGCCCAGGCUGCUGCAGACUCUCCUACUGUCUAGCUGUAAACUGAAGAGCUUCUGGCUGACUUCCAGCAAUGUGAGCGCAGAGAGCCUCGCCUACCUGGCAUCUGGUGUGGAACACUGCCAACAUCUGGAAGAGUUGGAUUUCUCUAACAACAAUCUCAGUGAGGAGAACAUAGAGCUGCUGAUGGGAGCCCUUCAGGGGACCUGCAGACUGAAGAGGCUGCACCUCGGCCACUUUCCACUGGAAACCUCCUCUCUGGCCUUGCUCAUUCAAGGACUAAGCCACAUGACCCUACUGCAGCACCUUUGCUUGAGGCACAACAAGAUUGGAGACGUGGGUACCCAGCGCUUAGCUGCCAUCUUGCCAAGGCUGCCAGGGCUCAGGAAGUUAGACCUCUCUGGGAACAACAUUGGCCCAGCUGGGGGAGUGCAGCUGGCAAAGUCUCUGACCCAUUGCGGGUGCUUGGAGGAGAUCAUACUAGGCAACAAUGCUCUGGGGGAUCCCACAGCCCUGGAGCUGGCUCAGAGAUUGCCCCCACAACUGAGGGUCCUGUGUUUGCCAUCCAGCAAUCUGGGUCCAGAGGGGGUCCUGUGCCUGGCCCAGGCCCUGGAACAAUGCCCACAUAUAGAAGAGGUCAGCUUCGCAGAGAAUAACCUGGCUGGAGGUGUUCCACAAUUCUGCAAGAGGCUCCCACUGCUGAAACAAAUUGACCUGGUUUCCUGCAAAAUUGAAGACCAAGCUGCUAAGCACCUUGCUACCAACCUCAUGCUCUGCCCAGCCCUGGAAGAAAUUCUGCUAUCUUGGAAUCUCCUUGGUGAUGAGGCGGCUGCUGAGUUGGCCCAGGUCCUGCCACAGCUGGGGCAGCUGAAGAAAGUGGACUUGGAGAAGAACCGGAUCACGGCAUGUGGAGCCCAACUCCUGGCUCAAGGGCUGGUCCAGGGAUCCUGUGUCCCAGUCAUUCGCCUCUGGAACAACCCCAUUCCUGCCGAUGUCGCCCGGAAUCUUCAGAGCCAGGAGCCUAGGCUGGACUUUGCCUUCUUUGACCAUCAGCCCCAGGCUCUUUGGGGAAUCUGAUGGAUCUCUCAAGACUUAUGAGUCCAGCCCAGAGACAACCAACCACAUUGCCCACCAGGAGAGGGGGCCUCAGGAGACGAGCCUCAGUUGGUGCACAGCAUCCUACAAAUGUCCAGGAGGGGAGAGCAUAUUUGUUGUGUCACAAUACUUACAGAGGGUUUUCUUGGGGACUGAGAGCUUUGUUUGACCAAAAGAAGUUUAUAUAUCAUAUAUGACGUGUUACCAAUGGGACGUCGGCAUAAUGGGAGCACUAUGAUGUCAUAGAUGACAGGGAAGGCUAUGUAUGGUAUACAAUGCCCUCUUGAUAUGGGAAGGUCAGACUCAUGACUGGUCAAAUGUGGCAUUACAUAGGACUUGUAGCAUGGCAGCCAGUCAGAGCCUCUUAGCACUGUAAGUGGCAGUACCCGCAAUCAGGGAUCCACCUGUGACAGGAUGUCCACGUCACAUGACACUCA
Molecule: messenger RNA, 6145 nt
Organism: Acomys russatus (golden spiny mouse)
Lineage: Eukaryota; Metazoa; Chordata; Mammalia; Rodentia; Muridae
Gene: Nlrc5
Product: NLR family CARD domain containing 5
Molecular function (GO): protein binding
Source: RefSeq, a predicted model, not a curated record